AUGGUUACAGUUAUGGACACAAUGGGCCGGUUCUUCGAGUCGGGUACGGCUGAUGGGAAACACUCGAGUUUCGGUGAAUACGAUGAAUGUCUGGAACUGGAGAGUCCAGAAGAUAAGGGACUGGUAGUGAAAGGCCAGUAUUGUCUGGUCAAAGUGAUACUCCCGUAUCCGUCCGUCAAUUCCUACAAAAAGGGCGAUCCAUAUGACCCCACGUUUGACGAGGAGGGCAUCACUCCAUUCAAGUACUUCAAUGGCGGCAACUUUACCUCAAUCAUCCGGAUGAUCGAGAACCUCAACAUGUAUAGAGGGUCGACCUAUCGGUUAGAGAUCUAUAAUAUAAUAUACGAGAGAAGUCUGGCCGAAGACAACACCAAUUUAGGAGAGACUAAGUUCGCAGAUGAGGAGCCCCUACACGUCAACCCAUAUUACUAUACCUUCUCUUUAUUAGGGAAGCUGGACAGAAAUGGUAGCAAAUUUAAUUACUUCAAAUAUAUAACGGGCCGGUACUUCAGAUUCGCAGUACCAAUGUUGGGCUCAAUCAUAUUCUUGAAUACAUUGCCCCUUAUGGGCAGUGGACCCAUUUGGGAUGAGGGCGUCCAAUGGGUCACCACUCCCUGCCAAAACCCAUUAGUCGUGUUGUUUGGUAUGCUUUUCAUAAGCAAUUAUAACGACCAGUUCGCUAUUAUGGAGAGACAGUCCGCACUGCCCUUCUGUAAUCCGAGCACAUGGUUUGUAUCGGCAUUAUUUCAACUGCACGUCAUUAUACCCAUACUUAUCAUAAUAUACUACAAAAAUGCCAAAUAUGGCGCCUACGCGACCGCCGGUGCCAUAGUGUUGGGAAUGGUGUCCAGUAUUAGUCCGACACUCAUAUUCAAUAUAUUGCCACAAAUGCAAUACAUUCAGAUUGAGUCGUACGAAGAGCUGUUCCGCUCCUUCGCGUGGUAUCACUUGUCGACCACACAAUAUAUCGCGAGUUUUGUGGUGGGAGUAGCGGGCGGUUACCUCAUACGUCGGGACUGGAACUUAUGCAUUGAAUACGAGGUGAUGGGCUGGUGCGCCAGUGUCCUCGCUAUUAUCAUCGUCUAUAUGUGGAGCAACACCUUCUGGAAAGUGCAAAAAUCAGCCCCACUUUUCAGUGUACUCCUAUGGUUCACAUUUGGCAAACUAGCCUUUGCCAUAGCUAUCACCUGGAUAUUCUUUUGCCUAUGCACUGGGAGGGCCAGGACAAUGGAUUAUCUGCUUUCAUGGCCUAACUUCCAACCCUUUUCUCGCCUAUCGUUCUCUUUCUUUAUGAUCCACUUUAUGGUUGUCAUCAGACGUGUCUUCACUGUCAAAGAGACCAUCACUAUGUCUGAUGGACUUCUGAUUGAGAACUCCAUCAUUGAUAUUAUGGUCACCUUUUGCUUGGCGUAUGUCUUCUACGCCCUAAUAGAGGCGCCGUUCACUAACUUAAUGGCCAUUUGGCUCAAGAAAGAUACACAACGUGACGAUCUGGUUGGCCAUCAAAACGGUGCCGUCCAUAACAAGGACACACCGGCGCCCGAACCCAAAAACAGCAUUUCUAUGCGAGAUAUGGGGCACAUCCACCACAUCGAGUUGGAAGAAGACAUCAAUAAAAAUAGCAAUUUUGUUGAAACCAUUAAGAUUUAGCCAAACAAUUCAUCCCAUAUUUAUAUCAGUAUUACUGUAUUAUUUAAUUCAUUUCAAUUAACAAAAUACGGUACAAAAAACCUUUGUGUCCAAUAAAAUACUCGACUUCUGGUUAUGCAAAUGUUUAUCACAAAACGUAUUGCUAUUUUUUAGUUAAAGUUUUACAAUAUUUUGUGAACAAACUAUUGGAUAAUUGGUUGAUGUCCACAAACCAGAUAUUAAUUUAUAAGCAUUCAAUUGUCAUUUCUGGUC
Oppiella nova is the source of this 1902-nucleotide messenger RNA. NCBI's taxonomy places the organism in Eukaryota, Metazoa, Arthropoda, Arachnida, Sarcoptiformes, Oppiidae. The record is from the annotation of a GenBank genome assembly.